Molecule: messenger RNA, 1886 nt
Organism: Punica granatum (pomegranate)
Lineage: Eukaryota; Viridiplantae; Streptophyta; Magnoliopsida; Myrtales; Lythraceae
Source: RefSeq, a predicted model, not a curated record
UUGCAGCAGUUGUAUCGGAGAUCUUUCAUCGACAGUAAAAUUUUGACCGACGAUAGAUGUUAUUUUGUUCCUAUAUGAGAAACUCGAAUAAGAAAGCACCGCACCGACUGCGGAGGAGCUGAAUCCUUUCUGCUCAGUGGCUAGUUUUUUCCACCUUUCCUUCUUUGAAGUGGGAUUUAUACUGUCCCAUGUUUCUAUUCCUCUCCAUUGAGCUAAAACCCAACAGUGAGAAACCAAAGGAAAGGGAAGUGAUUUAAGCCCUUGCAAAGGGCUUUCUUCUCUUCAAAGAAACUGAGGUAAAAGGAAACCACUUUUCUCCUCUUUCCUGUGUCUGAUUCUCAAGAAUCUCUCUUUUUCCUCAACUGGGUCUCCCUUUAAUCCCCCUCUUUGAUUCCCUUUCCAUGCCUUCUUCUAUCUCCAAGCCACUCCUCCAAAUCACAGCUUAAAACGGAACCUCAGCGAGGGUUUUCGUAGCUAAUCGGUUUUGGGAUCGCCUCGGAUCCUUGAGGAGCCAGUUCGGGGUCCAGGAGGAAAGGAGAAGGAUUCUUGAGGCUCGCAUCCUUUAAAAUCACAUCACAGCCUCUCAGUUACUCUGCAUUUGCUGUGCUCUUUGCUCUCUUGCUGCUGCACCAUCUUCCCUAUUCUAUAUCCAAACCUUGAAAGAUCGGGUUGUCGAGAUGGAACUGGAAACUUUCUUCCAGAAUACUCACUUUUCGAUCAACUCGGGCGACUGGCUGCUCACACCGAGCACGCGGUGGACCAGGGAGGAGAACAAGCAGUUCGAGAGGGCUCUUGCAGUGUUUGAUAAGGAGACGCCCGACCGGUGGGUUAACAUAGCAUUGAUGAUACCAGGGAAGUCGCCGUUGGACGUGAUGACAAAGUACAGGGAGCUCGAGGAGGACUUGAUUGAGAUCGAGGCAGGCCGGGUCCCGAUCCCCUGGUACUUUGGGCCGUCCCUGACACUCGAAGGGAGAGACUACGAUGGGCUCCGGAAGAAGGGCUCAGCUGCUGGGAGAGUCUCUGAUCAGGAAAGGAAGAAAGGGAUCCCUUGGACCGAGGAAGAACACAGGAGGUUUCUGCAAGGGCUGCUGAAGUAUGGGAAAGGGGACUGGAGGAACAUAUCAAGGAAUUACGUGGUCUCAAAGACACCAACUCAAGUGGCAAGCCAUGCUCAGAAGUACUUCAUCAGGCAGCAGCUCUCUUCGAAUUCUAAUUCCAAGGACAACCGCCGAAGGCCCAGCAUCCACGACAUCACGACCCGCAACCUCACUGACUCUUCCCUUCCAUUAUCCGAGAACAACCUCGACAUCAUCGCCAACGACUGUAACAAUUCCUCUUCCACUAGACCGUUGUCAGAGCAGAAGCCGAACUUUUGCUCGACCAGGCCCUCAUCAGGCUUGUGUGACGUCGCUCCUAGCGGGCUCAGACUGCAAGAGAAAGAUCUUCGCCUUGGCGCUUUCCGCGGGUUUGGCAUCAAACCGUCGAGCAAUCCGCUGUUUGAGGUCCAGUCCACCAUGUACAGAAUCUAUGGAUGAAAGGACAUGUUUCUGAACAGGAAAAAUGUGCUAUCAUUACAACGGAAAGAUCUUCCCUGCAGUUGGUGCAGUCGUGUCUACGUUGCAGACAGUAAUUGUCUGUCAUUCACAAGUAGUUGUUGGGGAAUAACAAGCAAUUAUUGUCUACAACAUAGGCACAACGGUCCUAACUGCAGAAAAAUUCCACCCGAUUCGACAAUGCGUCGUAGAUUUUACAUGGGUCUUAAUUUAGUACAACUGAUUUUGGGUAUUGUAAAUGUGAAUAAAGGCAAGUUUGAUGAUACAUCUGUUACUUUUUUUCUUUUACAUAUUCUAUUGAGCGGUCAAGGCCAAGGGAGUCUGAUUCUACGA